This is a messenger RNA of Paramecium pentaurelia, 1599 nucleotides long. Lineage: Eukaryota; Ciliophora; Oligohymenophorea; Peniculida; Parameciidae. The record is from the annotation of a GenBank genome assembly.
AUGAAAUAAGUUAAAAAUGCCAAGAAAAUAAAAAAAUAAAAAAAAUAGAAAAUGUAGGUUCAAAAGGCAUCCCAGCCAUUACCAGAUGAAAAUAGUAAUUUACAAAAAUUAUUUUAUUAGAAAAUAAUGGUUAAGAGGAUUAAAGUGCAAUAGAAAAUUAUGAGGUCUCCUUCUUGGACCCUGAGGAAGGUGAUUAUGAUGAAAUUUGUGAUAAUGGUAAGGCAAAUAAAUAAUUAAAAUAGGAUAGGAAAUAUAAGAAUAUGAUGAUCAUCAAGGUGCAAUAGGCCAUUUCAAUAUAGCAAUUUAAAUAGAUCCAAAUAAUUCUUAUGCAUAUUAUUUAAAAAGUAUUUGAUCUAAUAAUUCAAAUAAGGUGUUUCAUUAGAAAAAUUAAAUUUUUUAGAGAAAGCUUUGGUACAUGUUAAUAAAGCUCUUUCAAUUGACCCUUCAGAUGAAGAUUCACUAACAUUAAAAAGUAUUUACUUUAAUAGAUAAUUAGGUUAAAUAUUAGAAAAGCUAAAUUUAUAGGGGAAAGAUGUUAAGGUGAAAGAAAAAAUGUCAGCUAAAAUAUUCAAAAAGGGGCUUAACUUAAUGUUUUAUAUCAAAUUAAAUAAUUUAGGGAAAAAGAUCAAUUCUAAGAAGCAAUAAAUUCUUUUGAUCAAUUGAUUAAAAUUAAUCCAAAUAACUAUUAAGCCUAUGUUGAAAAAGGUAUAAAAAAAUAAUCAUUUAGGAAAUGCAUUAUUUUAUCUAUUGGAAUUUCAUGAAGCUUGUAACUGCGCCAACAAGGCCAUUUAAAUAGACCCAAAUUAAGAGGCAGCUUAUAUUUUAUUAGGUUUUUUAAUUAAAAAUUGUAGGCAUUUCAUUAUCUGAAUUGAGUCACACACAACAGGCAAUUGAUUCAUUUCAUAAAGUUAUGUAUAUCAACCCAAAAAACUUUGAGGCUCAAUACCAUUUAGGUAUUUAUAUAUUAAAUUGGCAGGAUGUCUUUUAAAUAAAGAACAAAAAUUUCACGACGCAAACUAUUAUUUGGACAGAGCUCUUUCAUUAAUUUCAGAUAAUCCUCUAGUUUAUCUAGAAAAAGGUUAAUAUAAAAUUAAACCUUAGGUUUUAGUUUAUUUGGUAUGAAGAAAUAUGAAUAGUCAAUUUAAUGUUAUAAGGAAGCACUAGCAUUGAAUCCAUCAUAAGAUUUAUAAGAAAAGUUGCUUAUGGGCAAAGGUGAUUAAUUCAUAUUAAAAGUUAGGUUAAUCAUUAUAUAGUAUUAAUUAUUACGAGGAAUCAUUAAAAUGUUAUGAAAAUGUAGUUUAGAUAAAUCCUAAUAAUGAUUAGGCUUACUUUUAAAUAGGUAUCACUGUUAUUUAUAAUGUUAGGAUUUGUAUUAUAACAUUUGAAUGGAUUUAAUAAAUCAUUAGAGUACUUUUAGAUAGCCCUACGUUUAUAACCCGAUAAUUAGACAUAUCAAAAUUAUAUAGGUAUUUUAUAUUCUAUAUAAUAGAUUAUGUUUUAGAUCGAUAGAAACUUACCAAAAAGCCAUAAUAAAAAUCAAGAAAUACAAAAUACAAGAAAGGAUUGAAAUAAAAGUUCAAGAGAAUUGCAAAAAAAUGA